AUGUUGGAGCAAUUUUUUGUUUUUGAGAAGUAUAAGCUGGGAACAAGUAAACCAGGAGCUACCUUGCUUCCAGAAGCGGUGAAGAAGAAUUACUCGAACCAUGUGAACAGAGUAUACGAGAAGGAUGGAUAUAUCUAUUCGGGAAGCCGAGUUCAUUAUGAGGUGAACGAAAACAUUAGCAUAAAACCAAUUAACAAAAUCAAAUCGGAAGAGACGACAAGAGACAUUGGAUGGGAACCAAACUUUGAUAAGGAGAGCUUUUAUGCUGUUUAUGCUGUUAUUCACCCCAGUCAGCUCUCUAUAAAAGAAUACAAAACGGAAAAAGAAGAUAUGGAUAUUGGGUUAUGCGUGAUGAAGUCAGGAAACCAUCUUUUCGCCUUUCCACAAAAGUAUAUGUUAAAAUUUCGAGGCAGUUUGGUUGACCUUUGCGAAUUACCCACAGGCGGUUCGUUGACUCUACUGAACAAGCUUUGGGAGCAAGACAGUUUUAUACAUGAUCCUCUUGACUUCAUGGUCUUACCAGGCCUGUCAGUGGCUAAUAUGUUUAAGUUUGAGUUUGAGUUUCACUUGAAGCUGUCAAAGAAAAAACAACAUCCACCUGUGACAUUGACUGAGGUGACUGUGGUGCUUGAAGAAUUGAGCACCACAACAGAAGUGAAGAACGACAAGGUUUUUCUUUCAAGAAGGUUGCGUCGUGAAACUCUUUUACAAAAAAAAAUGAACCAGCCCCUUAGCUUUCAAAUGCAUAGCCAUGGGAAUUGGAAAUGCUAUCCUACUGAUUCCUUCUACCAAUGUACCUUGCCUGAUAUUGGACCUACUUUCUUCACAAGCACCCAGUCCAGAACAUACGCAAUGGAGGUAGCUAUGAAGGUAGAUUGCUCAGGUUAUUCCAUGACCCUAACCACUAACCGGCGGUUCGCUGUUGCCAGUACUAAGCUUCGAAAUAACGAGAGCAAUAGCUCUCGAGGCCCUCCACAGAGACAACGUGGAGUUGUAUACAUGGAAGACGUUGGUACUGACCGUAUAUUGGCGCUUGAUAAGACUUGCAAGCUCAUCGACGAGCUUAAGGAAAAAGGCUAUCAGUAUAUAUGUCAUCGUACUGAGGGAUACCUUUGUGGUGGGAAGGCUAGCGCCCUUUCCGUUAUCACGGUGCUUCCUACUAUGCUUAUCCAGCACAGUCAAACGGAAAUCCCAGAUAAAAUGCUUCGUCAUUGGGGGCUUGACAAGUUUGGAUCUGGUCCAAUUAUUAACGACAGAGCGAAACUAGUGCUUUGUGAAUAUGAAGCUGGAGAGCAGGGGGAAUACAAGUUGCACUUUGGUCGUGAUAUCCAAGUUUUUGACUUCAUGGUUUUGACCACCUAUGGCUUCUACAAAUGUCCCACCUCCUCGAGACCAACGUUUUUCAGCAAGAGCAACAAGCUACUGGUGAGAUUUAAUAAGGACAUUUGGACUUUUUCACGAUCAGGUAACAUUGUGGUGCUGAAGACGAGACUUGUGCGUAUGCUUGAAAUUCAAUACUUUCUGGAAACAAAAGACCCCCCGCUCCGUCUUCAUAUCGAGCUUCAUGAAUAUAUCCAGGGUAAUGCUUUGAAAUAUAGAAGUUUCUCCAGGAAGAUGGUUCUCGUGGAUGAAUUCAAUCCCAUGUAUGAACCGACGUUUCAUCGUGAUACCUGGUCACAGCUAAGGCAGCAAACAUGGCCAUUCUCUGCUGAUAAGAGAGCCUAUAAUGCAACGCUUCCUUCGUUGGGACCCUCGUUCUUUGCUGAGAACAUUACAAGGACGUAUAUGCUUUCUAUUGAAGCCGUUGCAGCGAAGGAGAGGCACAAGGUGUUGUUACCUAUUGAAGUUGCAAACAAGCCGGAGUAG
Molecule: messenger RNA, 1866 nt
Organism: Candidozyma haemuli
Lineage: Eukaryota; Fungi; Ascomycota; Pichiomycetes; Serinales; Metschnikowiaceae
Exons: 1
Coding region: 1-1866 (621 amino acids)
Source: RefSeq, a predicted model, not a curated record